Molecule: messenger RNA, 1260 nt
Organism: Magnolia sinica
Lineage: Eukaryota; Viridiplantae; Streptophyta; Magnoliopsida; Magnoliales; Magnoliaceae
Exons: 6
Coding region: 311-958 (215 amino acids)
Source: RefSeq, a predicted model, not a curated record
CAACCCAAUGAACCCGCCCGGCUUUCAGCCCUGCCACUCGGAGCCCCUGCCGGUUGCUAGCUCGGGACGGGCGAGGGUAGGACACAAUCCGCGUUCGUUGAAAACCCUCCUGAGAAGUAUACGGAAUUUAUUUUAUGUAUCAGAUCGGUAGUUUUCUUUAAAAUUCCCAAGAAUAUUCAUCAGGCCAUCUUUUACUCGCCCUUUCUCGCCUCCCACCGAUACAAAACCACUUUCCGUUGUCAUCCCUCCCGUCUCAAAACCCUAAUAUUUUCUGCUUUAGGUUCUGGUAAGAGGAGGAGAAGAAGAAGCGAUGGUUUUCUACUUCAAGGCCCGGCCAGAAGCGGGCGAUUACACGAUUUUCAUGGGCCUGGACAAGCACGAGAACGAAGAGCUCAUCAAAUACGGAUUUCCUGAAGACAUCUGGUUUCAUGUUGAUAAAAUGUCAUCUGCCCAUGUUUAUGUAAGAUUGAACAAAGGUCAGACUAUUGAUGAUAUAAGUGAAGGAUUGCUGGAAGAUUGUGUCCAGCUUGUCAAGGCCAAUUCCAUCCAAGGGAACAAGGUGAAUAAUAUUGAUGUUGUUUACACCCCAUGGUACAAUUUGAAGAAGACUCCUUCCAUGGAUAUUGGGCAAGUUGGUUUCCACAAUCCGAAAAUUGUUCGCACUGUGAAAGUGGAAAAGCGCCUAAACGAGAUAGUUAAUAGGUUGAACAAGUCAAAGGUUGAAAGGAAGCCGGACCUGAAAGCUGAGCGAGAGGCAAUCAAUACUGCAGAAAAAGCAGAAAGGAAACUUCAGCUGAGAGACAAAAAACGGCGGGAAGAGAUGGAAAGGAUGGAGAAGGAGAAACAGGCGGAGAUAAGGAGCUACAAAAACCUGUUGGUUUCAGAAAAGAUGACCUCUAACAAACAGAUUGCGUCAGCCAACAAGUCCUUGCAGGAACUGGAGGACGAUUUCAUGUGAUGCCACAACAGGCCACCCUUGACGGCCACUCUGCACUGUCAGUAUCGGCCAUAGCUCGGACAGCAAAAUCACUGCAUGGUGUUGUAGGUUUGGAGCUUCCGGGCAGUGAGUUACUCUCCUCAAUGGUUCAGAUGAUCAUCAGCCUUGGAUUUGAAUGACGGCAAAGGAAGUGAACAUUUGUGUAUUCUCUGUUUGAUAGUGUGUAUUUCAUGCGUAGAUAAAAGGCAGUUAACGUGAUGGAAAAAUCCUGAUAUGACUGCUGUUUGAUGUUGCGUUUGAUGGAGUGAAUUUGUAUUGCUUGU